Messenger RNA from Sarcophilus harrisii (Tasmanian devil), 1957 nucleotides. It is a transcript of the gene CLIC3, whose product is annotated as chloride intracellular channel 3. The record is from RefSeq and is a predicted model, not a curated record. The transcript is spliced from 6 exons. The coding region runs from base 135 to 848 and encodes 237 amino acids. NCBI's taxonomy places the organism in Eukaryota, Metazoa, Chordata, Mammalia, Dasyuromorphia, Dasyuridae.
GUCCCACAGUCCCCCGUGUCAGCGCACGGAGCCGCGCUACUGGGCGGGGUGGGACAAGGCGGAGCAACCCGGGAGCUUUAAAGAGCCCAAAACAUAGUCCCCACCCAGCUGCUGCAUCUCUCCUGCCGGGCACCAUGGCCGAGAACUCCAAGAUUCAGCUGUUUGUCAAGGCCAGUGAAGAUGGUGAGAGUGUCGGGAAUUGUCCCUCCUGCCAUCGUCUCUUCAUGAUCCUGCUACUCAAAGGGGUCCCCUUCACACUCACCACUGUGGACACCAGGAGGUCCUUGGAUGUGCUGAAGGACUUUGCGCCAGGUUCCCAGCUGCCCAUUCUGCUGUAUAAUGGGGAAGCCAAGACAGACACCAUCCAGAUUGAAGAAUUCCUGGAAGAGAUGCUGGGGCCCCCCACCUUCCCUUGCCUGGUUCCUCAGUAUAAGGAAUCUAGCAUAGCCGGUAAUGAUGUCUUCCACAAAUUCUCAGCUUUCAUCAAAAAUACUUCUCCUGCUCAGGAUGAAGCUCUGUACCGGACCUUACUUCGUGCCUUGAUGAAACUCGAUCAGUACCUGACCACCCCUCUGGAGCACGAGCUGGCCCGGGACCCAAAGCCCACCCAGUCCAGGCGACGCUUCCUGGACGGCGACCGGCUCACGCUGGCGGACUGCAACCUGCUGCCCAAGCUGCACAUCGUCAAUACCGUGUGCACCCAUUAUCGACAGUCCCCCAUCCCUGCGGAGCUCCGCGGCCUCCACCGAUACCUGGAGAAUGCAAAGCAGCAGAGGGAGUUCAAGUACACCUGUCCCCAGAGCUCCGAGAUCCUGGCUGCCUACGCCUCGGUGGCUCGAGCUCGCUGAGCGCUCGGCCCGCUCUCCCGGGAAUCGGUCCAGUCUGGGUCUUGCUCCUCCCCACAGCGGCCUUUGGGGCCCAGGACUGGCUCCUAGGUCACCCCUCGGGGAGCGCGCAGCCUGCGCCCCCUCCACCAUUUCACACCUUUCGCCUAAAUCCCGCCGAAGUCACCGCUUCAGGAUUUCCCUGAUUGCGCCGGACCUUUCUCGUUUCUAGCAGCCGUUGUUCUCUUGUGCUUGGCUUAGACUUAAUUUGCUUCCAAGGAGUGUCCAUAAAUAUAUUCUUUGUCACAUCUGUGCCCAGGCGUGACUCAUGUUCCUGAGGGCAGGGGAUGGGAGCAGGCCCGCUUCUCCGGCCCUCCAUCUCCGACCUGACCCCGAAUCUGGCCCCUUAAUCCUCAGGCCCUCCCUGUCCUCUCCUCAGUGACCUCUGACCCUGCCUUCCCUCAAGCCCUCCCUGUGAUGCCUCAGAAUGGCCGACACCAAAUACCUGUCAUCCCCCGACUAACCCCAGACUGCUGCCAGGGUGGGGCUCAUUCCGGCUUCCUCCCAGACACAAAUGACGGCCCACCCUCUCUGUAGCUCUGCCCACGGACUCGGACUCGGAGGACUAGAACUGCUCCUCCAACCAGUUGGGCUGGGGUGAGAACAGUAGAAAAGGUCUGGAUAGGCUGGGUGAGAGGGCAGGGCCCCGAGCCGCCUCCCUGAGCUGGGUGGGGAGAAGAGUAAAGUUGGGAAUGUUUCUGGCUGGCCUGACCACAUUUCUCCCAAGCCCACCGGUUAAACCAGCUUCGGCUUCCUAGCCACUAACCCAUCCUUGCCCCCUCCCAUCCUCUACUUUAGCAUUUCUGGGGUCUGGAAGUAGACCUUCCUCGGGAACAACUGUUGCUACACUGACUGUAAGAGUUAGGUUCAAAUUCUGGCUGACACUUAAUUGCUGUGUGUGUGUGACCGGUUCUGUCACUAUUACUGAAAUCAGAGCACAGGUUCAAAUACUGUCUUGGAUAUUUAAUAGUUUUGUGUCUCUGGUCACUUCAAAAGCUCUUUGAGCCUUGGUUUACUCAUCUGUAAAAUAAAAAUAGUACUUCCACUAAUAAAACUGGGCUGUUGUGAUAAAA